This is a messenger RNA of Suillus subaureus, 2969 nucleotides long. Its product is annotated as Fungalysin metallopeptidase-domain-containing protein. NCBI's taxonomy places the organism in Eukaryota, Fungi, Basidiomycota, Agaricomycetes, Boletales, Suillaceae. The transcript is spliced from 10 exons. The record is from RefSeq and is a predicted model, not a curated record. Bases 17 to 2674 code for a protein of 885 amino acids. Gene Ontology annotation, molecular function: zinc ion binding; metalloendopeptidase activity.
CCAAGUCAGUUUUGCCAUGCGCGGACUGACAACAGUAACCCUUGCUCUCCUCGGCCUCGCUGCUGCAAUUCCCGAACCGCAGCGUCGCAAGUCUCUCUCUUUUGGUCCUGUUCUCCCUCAUGCCCGCUUCGAUAGUAGUGCUCACCAGCCUGUACCCGCUGUACUAUUCUCUACUCAAAACAGAGUGAGGGUAGAUCCUUACGAAGUAGCCAAGACAUUCCUUGACUCUAUCGUAGACCACGACGACGGUGUGAGCUACAUUAUCCGCAGCGAUAGUUAUACAGAUCGUGCGACCGGUGUGACCCACGUCUAUGCACGCCAAAUCAUUCAAGGUGUCCAGGUGGCCGACGGAAAUGUGAAUUUGAACAUCAAAGACGGCGUUGUCUUGAGUUACGGCAACUCAUUUUACCCCGGUCCGACUCCCGCAUCACACACCCGUGGUGCACACCCCCACGCAGAAUAUUGCGCACAACUCGAUUCCGCUCGUUCCCCCCGGUCAGACCAAAUACACCUUGACGGUGCACACCUAGAGCUAGAGCACAUCCACUCCUCCAACUGCGCAGCUCUCCCUAACAUCCACUCCAUCUCAACCCCCUCCUUCGAUAACCAUGUUCCAAGUCCACAGGAUGCACCUCGUGCACUUCUUACUUUCCUUCUUGCAGCUGCCCCAUCCCCCGCUCUCACACAGGACAUCCAUGCCCGUUUCGAUGACUAUUUGGCGAGCAUGACUAUGGCUCACAUGUCCGGCUUCCUCCCUAACGAGGCCGAGCAACUCACCAUCGCUGGUGCACCUGGAACCAUUGGCGAGGUCAAGGCCUCCGUCGUUUGGGUCCAGGUACCCUCUGAAGAUGGCACCGUGCAUCUCGAGCUCGUACAUCGCUUCGAAGUCGAGAUGGAGAACAACUGGUAUGAGGCCACAGUCUCUGCAUCUCUUCCCCACCGUAUUGUGUCCGUCGUCGACUGGGCCAGUGAUAGCCCCAUGCCUCUUUACUCCCCCGAAUCUCACUCCGAGGAUGCUCAACUUCCUCCCCUCUCCUCAUUCUUCCCUGCAGACUGUUCCACCAAGAAGGUUGGUGGUCGCUUUAGGAAGGGCAAGGCUGUGGCAGAUCUUCGCAAGAGCAAGGCUGCCAAGGAGGCCGCCAAGUGGCUCAGCGGCCCUACCAUUCCUAUCUUCCCCACAGCAUAUUACAACGUCUUCCCGUGGGGCACCAACGACCCUGUUGAGGCUGUGGAAAGGAAGGUGAUGAGUGAGGCAGAUGCACCUGCAGAUUUCCUCCCCCUCUCUUACGGUCGCGUCCUCUCCUCUGAGCUGGGUGACAAGCUCGCAAGUCCGGCAGGGUGGCACGCCCUGCCGUGGGGUGUAGACCCUAGCGUUGGUGAAGACGACAAGGCUGCACUUCGUGCGCAAGGCGAGUUCUGGCGCACGACAAACACCACGUGGGGCAACAACGUCUUUGCGCAUGAGAACUGGGACGGGCGGAACUCAUGGAUAUCUAACCGCCGCCCAGAAGGAAGGUCCGUGGGUGGAGAUGCGAACGAGCUCCCAGCCGUCCACUACAACUACACCUACUCCCCGACCCCGAAGGACAACACAGAGGAGAACAUGGCUGAUGCACGCGCCCACAUCGACGCAACGGUGACUCAACUCUUCUACACAAGCAACCUGUUCCACGACUUGACCUACCGGUACGGCUUCACCGAAGAGGCUGGGAACUUCCAACAGUACAACUUUGGGCGUGGCGGUGAGGAAUCAGACGCUGUGAUCACGAAUGCACAGGACGGCAGUGGGUUCAACAAUGCUAAUUUCAUGACGCCUCCCGAUGGCCAGAAUGGCCGAUGCCGAAUGUACCUCUGGAACACAGCUAACCCCUACCGCGAUGGUGACAUGGAAGCUGGUAUUGUUAUCCAUGAGCUUUCUCAUGGUCUCAGCACGCGCUUGACGGGUGGUCCCAAGAACAGUGGAUGUCUUGGUUGGGGUGAGGCUGGCGGUAUGGGAGAGGGCUGGGGUGACUUCAUUGCCACGACCAUUCGUAGUACUGCCACUUAUCAGGACUACCCCAUGGGCGCAUGGGCCGCCAACCGGGCAGGGGGUAUCCGGAACUACCCGUACAGUCUUGACAAAUCGGUGAACCCAAGCACGUACAAGACCCUAGACAAGCCCGGAUACUGGGGCGUGCACGCAAUCGGGGAGGUCUGGGCACAGAUCCUAUGGGUGGUCGAGCAAAGGCUGAUCGCCAAGCACGGGUUCACGGAUAAUCUGUUCCCUCCUCCACACGAUGCUAACUUCGCCGACUAUACUGCUUUCUACCGUGCCGACAAGCCUUUCGUCCCGAAGCACGGUAACUCGCUGUUGAUACAGCUCGUAUUGAACGGGAUGAAGCUGCAGCCAUGUAGCCCAUCGUUCUUCGAUGCGCGUGAUGCGAUCGUGCAGGCUGAUCAAGUACUUACGGGUGGAGAGAACUUCUGUGAUAUCUGGGUGGGCUUUGCCGAGCGUGGGUUGGGUAUUGAUGCCAACGUUAAGGGGCGUACGCCAUGGGGUGGAGGUGUUAGGGAAGAUGGCCACAAAGUCCCAGUUGCAUGUCAAAGCGAGGCCGAACCCUCGCCCUCACCUGAACCAAUUCCUGAUGACCCAGAGGAUGACUGUGGUGUAUUUGGAUGCUGGUGGAAGCUGUGAGCGUGGACGUUUUAAUAUUCCGAACAUCAUAAUAUCCAUAUACACGAUUGGAGACGCACGGCUAGAUGGUGGUGAUAUCCAAACUCUGGAUAGAAUAUAUCCGUAUCCUGCUCGUGUAGAUGCCAGGUAAUCAUGCGCUAGUUUUAUUUUGGUUUGGGAUAUUUCUGUUGCGGCCGCGGUUGCGCAUAGUUUUUGUAUGAUAGUGAUAAUUGCGUAUAGUUGAUAUAUCAUGGAUUGCAAUGCGACGUGCUUGAUAUUGAGUAUAAUUGGUUCAGUAACUUAAGCUUAAGAUUCA